UAGUACCUAGUAAAUUACCACAUUGAUGAUUAUUAAGUAACAUUCUAAACUACUGACUAUUAUUAUUGUUUUUUUAAUCUUAUAUUAUGUGGGAAUUAACGCUGACCUAAUAUACCGGAGGUAACUGUUAGCUGUUGUCUGCAAGCUAAGAAUGGAGAGAGAUCAACGUUUUAGCUUCAAGCUGUUGGUGCCUCCCAGGGUGAAUAACGGACCAAUAUCUGCGGUUCAACCUCGAGAAAUAGUUGAAGACAGAGGCGAUUUCAUGAAAGCAUUGCAACCUAGUUACAGUGAAUGCUUUGACAAAGAGAAAAACAUCCUGUUCCCCAAUACAAACGUGGUUGCACCAACUAAACCACCCAAACAAGACUUUCUGAAGAUGAAACUCAUGCAACCAAUGGAGAAAGACGAGAAUAAUAGCAAUCCUGGUCAGCUUUAUUCAAAGCUGUUUGAUGAAGUUGAGAAAAUUAAGUGUUGGAAGGUUAAAGUUUAUUCUGACACUGUGGAAAAGGAAAGAAGGCUACAAGAUAACAAAAGAACAAUUGAAACACAGCGCAAGGCAAUUCAGGAGCUGCAGUUUGGAAAUGAAAGUCUCAGCAUAAAGCUGGAGGAACAGAUUAGUGAAAAUGAGGAACUGAGGAACAAAAACAAUUCAACAUGGAACUUGUGCAAUAUACUCAAGGAAACCUUUGACUCAUCAGUUGAGAAAAUACAUUUAUUUGAAGCUGAAAGAGAGGAAACCCACGACCUCCUUACUGAAAACAACGAAAGUGUUAAGAAACUGAUUGCUGCAUUUGAAAGCCUACGUGUCCGAGUAGAAACUGAUCAGCAAGAGAUGGAGAAAGUCAAAGAAGACUUACUGCAAUUUGACCAUCUACAAAAGAAAUACCAGCAGGAAUUUCAGAUAAAACAGGAAGAGAUAACCAUGUUUCAAAUAAAACUUAAGGAUAAGGAAACCGAACUGCAGAAACUCCUGCUGGACUUCGAUGAAACUCAGAAGCACUGCAAUGAACUUCAACAGUCAACAAAUCAUCAAUUUGAACUUCUCAAAAGUGCAAAAGCUGAACAGGAGUCUCUUCUUCAACAACUGGAUAUUGCUGAGCAGCGCUGCAGGGAGACUGAGAAAAAUCAGGAAACUACUGCUGCAGCCUUGGAACAAAGUAAAAAGGAGUAUGCGGAGAUCAUCCAAAACAAAGAUCUCAGUUUACAGGAGCUCAACAAAGUCAAAAACCAGCAAGCAGAGGAGCUAGAGUGCAUUCAGUCAACCAUUCAAGAGCUAAAGACUUCACUAGCACUAGAGAUACAGAGGGCCAAAGAGCUUGAGGAUAAACUUAUAAAAAACAACACUGAACUUGAAAGGAGAAACACAGUUUUAGGAGAAACCAUCGACCAGGCUACAAAAAAAGAUGGCCUAAUCCAAAUUCUCAAAGAUGAACUGGACACAAAAUCUAAAUCUAUUGAGUCAGUGAAGGCUAAAAUUCAGUUCACUCAAGCUAAAAUGGAGGAACUCAUGGCUGAGCUUUCAAAGAAAACUGAAGAAAUCCACUUGAUUAAGAAAGAAGCAGAUAAUGCUUUUGCUGAAAAUGACUCACUGAAAAAGGCUUGUGAAGCUGCUGAAAAGGAAAAAGAACAUUUAAAGGAGAAGUCCACUUUGACUCAGAUCAAAGUGCAGGAGCUGGAGGAACAGCUGUGUACUGAAAUGAAGAAAAAUAAGGAAUGCAACUUUCAGAUGGAGCAGAUGAGGAAAGACAUUUUGCAAAAUGAAGUAAAGUAUGAAGAGCUAUUAUCAAACUUUAAUGAGCUGCAGUCUGAGAAGACAGCCAUUCAAGAGCAGUUUGAAAAUGGAUUCUCUAAUGUGAAAGCUAUUGAGGCAAACAUGAAGGUGAGUGAGGAGAAGGCAUUAAAACUCAAAGGAGAAAUUCAAACACUGGAGGAAAAAAACAAGACUUUACGAGAUGAAUUAACUACAGUCAAAACCCAAAUCCUGGGGAAAUGUGUACAAACAGAAACUCUGCAGAAGCAAAUCAAAGAAAAGUAUGAGCAACUUCAGGUAAAAAUCACAGAAAAAGAAAAACAGAUCAAAGCUGUGGAAACAAAGCUGUGCAAACUCACAAAAAAAUAUGAAAUUAAAUUUAAAGCCCAGGAGGAAUACAAGAAAGAGAAUAAAAUGCUUAAGAAACAAAUGGCACAGGAGAUUGCAAAAUCCAAUGACCUUGAAACAACGAUCAACAGCCUUCAAAAUGAGUCCCAGUACCUUAAACAACUCAAAGGAGAAGAACAUGAGAAACUGCUCAAGGAUCUUGAGUCAAAAUCGACUUUUGCAGCAGAACUUGAGAAAGAGGUCCAGAAACUUAGAAUUACAGCAGCAGAAGCCAUUAAGAACAAGGAGGCCACAGAACUUAAAUGCCAGCAUAAGAUUGGAGAUAUGGUCACUCUGAUGGAAAAACAUAAGAGCCAGUAUGACCGGAUGGUCCAAGAAAAGGAUGCAGAGCUUGAAGAGAAGAAGAAGAAUGAGAUGGAGGCGACUGCCCGUGCAAAAUCACUGGAAUUGGACCUCUCAAAGCAUAAGACUGAAAAUGAGAGGCUGAAGAAAGAACUGAAGGCAGAAACAAAAGAGAAGGAAAACCUCAGGAACAAAAUAAGUGAUCUGAAGCAGGAAAUGUCUGUUGUGAAAAGCACUCUGCUGUCACAAGGGAGCGACAAACAGGCAGCUGCCAUAAACUAUAAACAAGGGAACAGUUCCGAGCUUCCAAAAGAGAACUCUUCAAAGAGUCACACAUUUGACUUCUUCAAGGCCAAGAAAACUUCCUCCUACAGCAAAGAUGGUCAGAGUUUGGCCGCUCGUAUGAUAGAUGAAUCUGCCAGUGAAUCUAUCAGAGCAUCAUGUGGAACACCAAAAUCCAAGUGCAUCAACAGUGAAGACAUGAAAACCCCAAGAAGUCUUACAAACCAUACUGCCGGAACAACAAAGAUCAAAUCCUACAGAAUAAGGACUCCCCCUUCUGAAAAGUCAGCACAGUGGGGAAAGAGCGCCAUUGAACUUGACCCCAAGUCUGACAGCUCAGAUCAAAAUGAUCUCUUGACCUUUACAAAUGUACCUGAACGUAAAAGUUCAGAUUCACAAUGUAAACUCCACAUUCUCAAAAAGAAUCAGAGCCCACUCGUUCAUAAAUCACCAGGAAACUCCUUAAAGGUGGCUGCAAUGAAAAGAAUGAGAGAUGCUGGUUGGACUGCUGUUACUGGCUGUGACAAAAAAAAGAAGAAGACCAAUGAGAAGAUUUUUGCCUAAGUAUGGCUGUUAGGUCAGAUUAGCAGUAAUAACAAUAUUGGUAGAGGUGGGUGACUUAAAAUACAGUUCUAUUGAGAAUUAAUAAAUAAUAGACAAUUGACUGAAUAACAAAUAGACUAAUAAUAACACAAAAAUAUGCAUGGAAUAUGUUUCUGCAGUUCAACUAAAACAUAGUGUCAAUGAGAAGGUUUUGGUGUUAAGAUGCCAACUUUUAGUAAGUUUAUUUAUAGGUGUUUAGGGGUGUAUUUUAACUGACUACAGAGUCACUGUGUUAUUUAUUACUUUGUUGUUGUGCUGUUUGGAAUAACCCAUCUUUAAUGUUAACAUAAAAUCUAAUAUGUUUUAUCACAAGGUUAUAUUGCUGAUCUUUGACAAUUUCUAGUUGUUACAAGUUACUCUGUUAAUAUAUUUAUGUAUUCUGGUUUUGUACAAGUAAAAGCAAUGUUCUCAAAAA
This is a messenger RNA of Oreochromis aureus, 3740 nucleotides long. It is a transcript of the gene sycp1, whose product is annotated as synaptonemal complex protein 1. The transcript is spliced from 35 exons. NCBI's taxonomy places the organism in Eukaryota, Metazoa, Chordata, Actinopteri, Cichliformes, Cichlidae. Bases 152 to 3286 code for a protein of 1044 amino acids. Gene Ontology annotation, cellular component: transverse filament; synaptonemal complex; central element. Gene Ontology annotation, molecular function: double-stranded DNA binding. Gene Ontology annotation, biological process: chiasma assembly; lateral element assembly; meiotic DNA repair synthesis. The record is from RefSeq and is a predicted model, not a curated record.